AUGGGCGCGAACCAGUCCAAGCCGUCGACCGAGAGCGCCUUGAGUGAGAAGAUGUCGAUCGAGUACCAGUGCACGAUGGAGUCCAGCAGCCAGGACGAAGGCCGCGAGGCCGGUUAUGUGUUUGUGGACCACCGGACCAGCGGCAGCACGCGCAAGGCCGAAGGGCUGUCACUGUCGCAGGUGUCGGGCUGGCAGAGCGAGGUGCUGGCGAGUGCAAAGAACCGACUCGCACUGACGGCACUGAGCGCGGCCGAGCCGAAAAAGGUGCUGCUGACACGCGAGGCCGCCAUGGCGGACCAGCACGUCUUCAGCCUGCAGAUCCCGUUCGAGGGCGGCCCGGUGACGAAUCAGGGCAGCAGCGGGCGGUGCUGGCUGUUCGCGGCGACCAACGUGUUCCGGGUGGCGCUGAUGCAAAAGUACGAGCUCGCCGGCUUCGAGCUCUCGCAGGCGUACCUCUUCUUCUGGGACAAGUUGGAGAAGAGCAACUGGUUCCUGGAGCAGGUGCUCGACACGGCGACGCUCGACCUCGACGGUCGCGUGGUCCAGACCCUGCUGGCCGCGCCCGUGUCAGACGGUGGCCAGUGGGACAUGGUGCGCAACCUGGUAGCCAAGUACGGAAUCGUGCCGCAAGCCCUGUAUCCCGACAGCUUCAGCGCGGCCGCGUCUCAGACGCUUAACCAGGUCGUGGCUACGCGGCUGCGGGCAGGCGCGCUGGAGCUGCGGCAGCUAGCACGUGACUCGCAGAUAUCUUUGUCAGCAUAUUCGUCUGCCUCACCAUCGGCAUCAUCAGCCCUCGCCGCGGCCAAGGACCGGAUCCUGCGCGACAUCCACACGGUACUGACGCUGACGCUGGGCCCGCCGCCGGCGGCCACGGCCGAGUUUACGUGGUCGUUUGUGGACCGGCGAGGAAGGGCGCGUCGCGUGCGCGCGUCGCCGCUCGCGUUUGCCGCCGACAUCUACAGCAGCUCGACGGGGCCGCUGCGCAUCUCCUCGGCGGCGAUCGACCGCAUGGUGUCGCUCGUGCACGACCCGCGCCACCCGCCGCUGUCGCUGCUGACGGUCGACCGGCUCGGCAACGUGGUCGGACCUGGGGCCCGUGGCAUCACGUACGUCAACGUCUCCAUGUCGACCCUCAAGGCUGGCUGCAUCGCGAUGCUGCGCGCUGGGCUGCCCGUCUUCUUUGGCUGUGACGUCGGCAAGUUCAGCGACCGCGAUGCUGGCCUCCUCGACCUCGCCCUCUACGACUACCAGCUCGGGCUCGGGCUCGACCUCCUCGCCGCCGACAAGGCCGCACGGCUCCGGUCCGGUGAGAGCGCCAUGACCCAUGCCAUGGUCCUCACGGCCGUCCACAUCGACCCUGAAAGUCAUCAGCCGGUCCGGUGGCGCGUCCAGAACAGCUGGGGCGAGGCCCCCGGCGCCCGCGGCUGGUUUCUUAUGACCGACGCUUGGAUGGACGAGUUCGUCUACCAGGCCGUCGUCGAUCCUCGCUUCCUUCCUCGCGACGUCACCGACGUCCUCAAGAAGGAUCCGAUCGUGCUGCCGCUGUGGGACCCCAUGGGUGCUUUGGCGUAG
Messenger RNA from Grosmannia clavigera kw1407, 1572 nucleotides. RefSeq names its product bleomycin hydrolase. NCBI's taxonomy places the organism in Eukaryota, Fungi, Ascomycota, Sordariomycetes, Ophiostomatales, Ophiostomataceae. Gene Ontology annotation, molecular function: cysteine-type aminopeptidase activity. The transcript has 2 exons. The record is from RefSeq and is a predicted model, not a curated record. Gene Ontology annotation, cellular component: cytoplasm. Gene Ontology annotation, biological process: response to toxic substance; proteolysis; L-homocysteine catabolic process. Bases 1 to 1572 code for a protein of 523 amino acids.